Molecule: messenger RNA, 363 nt
Organism: Adineta steineri
Lineage: Eukaryota; Metazoa; Rotifera; Eurotatoria; Adinetida; Adinetidae
Source: the annotation of a GenBank genome assembly
AUGGCAAAUACAAAUGUUCUCAUUAAAGAAGUACCUUCAUCUAUACUGCAACAACGAUAUGUUUCAGAACAACCAGUUGAUCGACAUUUGAUAGAAAUUACUGAUAAGCAAAAAUCAGUGUUCAUCAAUGCAGGAAUUGAUUCAACUUGUGCAAAGAAACGGGCUGCCAUAAUUCAUAAAUUCAACAAUGGUAUAAUCACCGUAGUCAAUGCUGUUAGUUUACCUUCGAUAUCCGUGGCUGAGCAGCUUGAAUUACUGUCGUUAAAUCAUUCCAAAGAAAUGAGAAGUAAUGAAGAAGUGUCAAAAUCAAAUUGUGCAUCAGAUGUUCGUAAUUCCAAAUGCUGUGCUCACUGUGGAAAAUAA